Perca flavescens (yellow perch) is the source of this 706-nucleotide messenger RNA. It is a transcript of the gene smim8, whose product is annotated as small integral membrane protein 8. The coding region runs from base 186 to 473 and encodes 95 amino acids. Lineage: Eukaryota; Metazoa; Chordata; Actinopteri; Perciformes; Percidae. The record is from RefSeq and is a predicted model, not a curated record. The transcript has 2 exons.
UUCAAGUUGUAUUAUGCUUCACUCUGCUCUUCUUCAAACAUAUCGCAGUCUUCUUUGACUUUGAGACAUGGCUGUGUUUAGAGAGACCUAGGUAACGUUUAGUCCGAACGCCUGCGAUGUUAAUUCUUCGAGCUUUGUAGUCAUAUAUUUCUUCAAAGAGCGGUCGUUCAUACGUUUUAGCGGACAUGACCGAUAAAGAUGUCGGUAAAGGGAAGGACAGCGCCGGGGAAAAAGGAUACAGGACCCCCGGCCUGAGGGGCGCACAGACAACGACACUGUUCCGAGCUGUCAACCCUGAACUCUUCAUAAAACCUAAUAAACCAGUGAUGGCGUUUGGACUGGUGACCAUCACCUUGUGUGUGGGCUACCUGGGCUAUAUGCAUGCGAUGAAAGAAAACGACCAGCAGCUAUAUGAGGCCAUCGACAGCGAAGGAGAAAGAUACAUGAGGAGGAAGACUUCCAAAUGGGACUGAUGGCACAACAUGUUCUGUGUGUGUGUGUGUGUGUGUGUGUGUGUGUGUGUGUGUGUGAGAAAGAGAGGACAGAGUGAAUUAAAGCCUGACUGGUCUGAAACAAGGACACCUGUCAGCUUUUCUCUAAAUGCUUCCAUUAAACUUCUCUAAUCUGUAAAUACAACUACAUUUCCACACAAUAAGAUAACUCUGUGCAAAAUUAAAAGCAGUAAACAUGAUGGUCACUAUUGAAA